Molecule: messenger RNA, 3505 nt
Organism: Betta splendens (Siamese fighting fish)
Lineage: Eukaryota; Metazoa; Chordata; Actinopteri; Anabantiformes; Osphronemidae
Gene: gpsm2
Product: G protein signaling modulator 2
Exons: 14
Coding region: 827-2806 (659 amino acids)
Molecular function (GO): protein binding; GTPase regulator activity
Source: RefSeq, a predicted model, not a curated record
UUUUUAUUGUGUUUGGAAAAAGAAGCUCCUUGAUAUUUCUAAUAAAUGUAAUACUUACUAGACUAAAGGUCCUUUUUUGGGUGUUUUGUCUGCAUGCUGUAUGUUAACUCAAAAGGCAUCAGCCAGGUGCCUCUGCAUAUGCAGGUAAAGAGCUGUGACAGCAGGUAUGUUCUGCCCAACACAGAAGGAUCUGUGGCAGAUGGCUUCAAUAUUUAACGAACCCUGAAAUAUUCAUCAUGGCUGCCUUUGUUGCUCGCUACAUGUUUGUCUUAUUUGGAUAGAGUAGGCAUCUGCUUGGUAGAAGUCCUUUCUUUCCAUUGGAGGUUAAUAGAACAACGAUGCCCCCCCCACCCACAAUGAAUUGACUUCAUUCUACUACACUACAAAUCCUGCUUGUGUCUGACACGUCUAAGAAAGCUACUUAGCCCUCAGCAGCACUUUAAUCUGCCAGUCUACAGCUGUAAUCUCGGGUGACCAGGUCAGAGGAGAGUGCUUGAGAGAAAGACAAGCAGAUUAGCAGAGAAAAUGCUGAUGGAGUAGUUGCCUUUCUGCCAUGCUUUGGAAGUUAAUACUGUGACAAUAUCACACUCGUCUCCUUGAACGUAUUCCUAUCUGUGAUGCUAAACCUUCUGUGACGUCAGUGGACCAGUGGUAUCAUAGAUCAACUUUUUUCGGGGGGGUUCUUUCUUUAAACGUCAGGUGAACAAGAUGAGAUCUUCUUCGCUUUUUUCUUUAAUUGUCUACUAAGUUGCAUUGAGCCGAUUUCUCCAUGCUUCUAAGAAAGAGCUGCAGCCUGGAAGUUUUUUUCAUUUGGAAACCUAUGUAGAUGCCUCUCAGAUGCUCCAUGUGCUGUUGUUGUAGGACAGGAAAAGCCGCCAGGAUGGAGGUGUCCUGCCUGGAGCUGGCGUUGGAGGGUGAGCGGCUCUGUAAGGUGGGUGACUACAGAGCAGGCGUCUCCUUCUUUGAAGCUGCUAUUCAGGUGGGCACAGAGGACCUGCAGGUGCUCAGUGCCAUAUACAGUCAGCUUGGCAAUGCCUACUUUCACCUGCAUGACUACGUCAAGGCUCUGGAGUUUCACCGGCAUGACCUCACCUUGACCAGGACAAUAGGUGACCUAGUAGGAGAAGCCAAAGCCAGUGGAAACCUUGGGAACACGUUAAAAGUGAUUGGGCGGUUUGACGAGGCUGUGGUUUGCUGUCAAAGGCACUUGGACAUCGCUAGGGACAUUAAUGACAAGGUGGGACAGGCGCGAGCUCUGUAUAACUUUGGGAACGUGUACCAUGCCAAAGGCAAAAGUGUCUGCUGGAGCGGAGCAGAGCCUGGAGAUUUCCCAGAAGAGGUCAUGAUGGCUUUGAGGAAGGCAGCGGAGUUCUAUGAGGCAAACCUAGAGAUAGUGAAGGACCUUGGAGAUCGCGCCGCCCAGGGUCGAACUUACGGUAACCUUGGCAACACGCAGUACUUGUUGGGAAACUUUCGCAAGGCUGUAACUUCUCAUGAACAGCGCUUGCUCAUAGCUAAAGAGUUUGGUGACCGUUCGGCUGAGAGACGGGCGUACUGCAACCUCGGGAAUGCCUAUAUCUUUUUGGGGGAGUUUGAAGUGGCAGCUGAGCAUUACAAGAGGACGCUGCAGCUGGCGAGGCAGCUGAAGGAUCGAGCUGUGGAGGCCCAGGCUUGCUACAGUCUGGGCAACACCUACACGCUCCUCCAGGACUAUGAGAGAGCCAUAGACUACCACCUCAAACACCUCAUCAUAGCGCAGGACCUGAAUGACAGGAUCGGGGAGGGCCGUGCAUGCUGGAGUCUGGGAAAUGCUUACACUGCACUGGGGAACCAUGACCAGGCCAUGCACUUUGCUGAGAAACAUCUGGAGAUCUGCAAAGAGACUGGUGACAGGAGUGGGGAGCUGACCGCUCGUAUGAAUGUGUCUGAUCUCCAAAUGGUUCUGGGUCUGAGCUACAGCACAAAUAACUCCACCUUAUCAGAGAACAAGGACAUAGACUAUAACCUGCAUGGAGCAAGACCCAGGAUGAGCAGAAGGCACAGCAUGGAGAACCUGGAGCUGAUGAAACUCACUCCUGACAAGAUGAAUGGUCAGAAGUGGAACAGUGACAUCCUGAACAAACCGCCCAAACCCUCACUGGCUAAGAGCUCUUCCAAGCUGUUCUUUGUCAGCCGCCUGCGUGGGAAAAAGUACAAGGCUGGUGGCUCCAGCAAGGUCCUCCAGGACACCAGCAACACCUUGGACACUAGCCAGACGCCAUCACAGGGGCCUCAGAAGCGUCUCAGUCCCGACAUGUUUGGAGAUGAGGGCUUCUUUGACCUUCUCAGUCGUUUCCAAAGCAACCGGAUGGAUGACCAGCGGUGUUCAAUACAAGAUAAGGGCAGCAGGUUAUCGUUAAACAGGGGCCCAGAAUCACCUCCCAGAGCCAUCAGGAAAUCCGUGUCAGAGUCCGCCAACGUCUCAGGAGCACAAAGCCGACGGGUAGAGGAGUCGUCAUCUGCAGGGGGAAGCCUGCCCGGUCUCCGGCUUAAUCAAAACAGCAACCAGGCCGUGCUCAGCCACCUGAUGGCCAACGCUGACAGCGCUGAGCCUGAUGAUGACUUUUUUGACAUGCUUGUCAAGUGCCAGGGGUCCCGUUUGGAUGAUCAGCGCUGCGCCCCUCCCCCUCCCCCCGUCCGUGGGCCCACUGUGCCCGAUGAGGACUUCUUCAGCCUCAUCAUGCGCUCUCAGGCCAAGCGAAUGGACGAGCAGCGCGUUACCCUGCCUUCGACAGCAAACACUACAGCCAGGCCUAGCUCCAACUGAACUGAGCAGAAGAAGGACAAUCGUUCUCGUCAUAAAGGUGUGAGGCAGCGCUGGGACUGACCAGUGGCCUUCCUUUGGACAGGACAAAGCACUGUCAGUGUUGUAUAGAAUCUCAAAUUAACAGGAACUCACUCAACACCAGCAAACUCUCAGUAUCAGGGACAAAAGCGUUUUCUUCUCUUCAGGGUUUUUAAUGACUCUAUUAAUUUCAUUCGUUGUGUAUUUUUCGAUACACAGCUGCAGCUAUGAUUGUAUUUGUUGUACUUUCAAUGAUUGUGAUUCACUGCCAUCCAGCUACUAGGAGGACACAUGCAGUAGGUGGACAGUGAACAUAGAGGGACAGCACUCUUUGAUUGUUUUUGUAUUUUGAGCUACUUGCUUCUAAAAGAAGAAAGCUAACAUGAGCGAUUUUGGUUUGAUAAAAUAAUGAAUUGUGUACAGCUAUUAUCCCCUUUUGUACUAAUGAGUGAGGUCGUGGGAAUAAAGCCUCUUUCAUGUAGAUUUUAAACUCUAAAGCAAAACGAAGCUUGUGUAAAAGACACUUUAUUGAACGUACCAGCAAACAGUUAGCUUCAAUUAAUUUAAGUCACUUUUAAAAAGAAUUAGAAAGGCUCAAUACAAGCGCCACUAACAUUUCCAAAUAAUACUAAAAACUGUAUGUACAUGAACUCAAGUAAAAUAAAUACAUUUAUGUACGUA